Acanthosepion pharaonis is the source of this 459-nucleotide messenger RNA. NCBI's taxonomy places the organism in Eukaryota, Metazoa, Mollusca, Cephalopoda, Sepiida, Sepiidae. The record is from the annotation of a GenBank genome assembly.
AUGGAAACAGCGAAGAAGUCCCAAGGUGACCUUUACACCAUCUGCCUCUUUUUCCUCAAAACCAAUUCUUUCUCGAAUGUGAUGUUUAUUCUAAUCGAGUGUCUGCAACGCUUCCUAACUGGCUUAGAUGCCAAGGAUAUCGGAUGUUACCAAAAGUGCAUUCUCCAUAACACGCCUAUUAGGCGACGUGUCUGUCUCUCAAUUCGUACAACUAUGCAACGUUACUUUCUCUUCUCUUUCAAGCUACUCUUUAAAAGACUGAUCUAUCUAUCUAUCUAUCUAUCUAUCUAUCACAAAAAUAAUGCAGAAGAGAAAAGUAAUGUAUUUCAUCAAUUUGAAUUUGUUGAUAUCUAUCUAUCUAUCUAUCUAUCUGAGUCUCUUCAUAUCUAUCUAUCUAUCUAUCAACUUCUUUCAUUCCAUCGCGUAGCAGAUGUGCUCCUGAACGAUUUCUGUUCUUAG